This is a messenger RNA of Protopolystoma xenopodis, 175 nucleotides long. Lineage: Eukaryota; Metazoa; Platyhelminthes; Monogenea; Polystomatidea; Polystomatidae. The record is from the annotation of a GenBank genome assembly.
ACGCGAUAUCCUUACGAUUUUUGUUGAUCCCACCGAAGAUCCUGUUGCUGCUGCCGAGGGUGCAUAUUUGGGCGCCUUUAUUUUUGAUGACUUGAAAAAGCCUGAAUAUCAUAUGGUUAAGCCUAAACUUAUUUGCUACACGGACCAUCUUGAAGCUGACAUUAAAAAAAGGUAA